Messenger RNA from Prosopis cineraria, 1829 nucleotides. Its product is annotated as integrin-linked protein kinase 1-like. NCBI's taxonomy places the organism in Eukaryota, Viridiplantae, Streptophyta, Magnoliopsida, Fabales, Fabaceae. Gene Ontology annotation, molecular function: protein kinase activity; ATP binding; protein binding. The record is from RefSeq and is a predicted model, not a curated record. Gene Ontology annotation, biological process: protein phosphorylation. The transcript is spliced from 12 exons. Bases 128 to 1498 code for a protein of 456 amino acids.
UUUUAACUUGCAGUUCAAACUUCAACGCCGAAUCUUUCUCUCACUCGAAUCCCUUUUCUGCUUUUCCAGGUUUAAUUCCUGGGAAGCAGGUGCGUCUCUUUCGGCACUUCCAUUGCUUCCAUCCACCAUGGAAGUCGCCAACAAGUCCCAAAGUCGCUUCACGCUGGGCAGGCAAUCUUCUAUGGCGCCGGAGCGCAGGAACUCCGGCGAUGACACUGGGUCGGAGGCGAUUCACUCGAGCGUGAGGUUGAUGUACUUGGCGAACGAAGGGGAUUUGGAUGGAAUCAAGGAGCUCUUGGACUCUGGAAGUGAUGUCAAUUUCAGAGACAUUGAUGGCCGCACCGCUUUGCACGUCGCCGCUUGUCAGGGUCUCACCGAUGUCGUUGAAAUGUUAAUCCAAAGGGGUGCCGAGGUCGACCCAAAGGACCGGUGGGACAGCACGCCUCUAGCAGAUGCAAUGUACUACAAAAAUCAUGAUGUUGCAAAACUUUUGGAAAAACAUGGAGCAAAAUCCCUGACGGCUCCAAUGCUUGUCCAAAAUGUUCGUGAAGUCCCAGAAUAUGAGAUUAACCCUUCUGAACUCGAUUUUACAAAUAGUGUUAGUAUAACAAAGGGGACUUUCCGUGUUGCAUUAUGGCGUGGCACUCAUGUUGCUGUUAAAACUCUUGGGGAGGAAGUAUUAACUGAUGAUGAUAAACUGAAAGCAUUUCGUGAUGAGCUUGCAUUAUUUCAAAAAUUACGGCAUCCAAAUAUAGUCCAAUUUUUAGGUGCUGUAACACAGAGCACCCCAAUGAUGAUUGUUACAGAAUAUCUACCUCAGGGAGAUCUUCAUGCCUACUUGAGAAGGAGAGGUGCAUUGAAACCAAUGACAGCUGUGAAGUUUGCGCUUGACAUUUCAAGGGGAAUGAAUUAUUUGCAUGAGCAUAGACCAGAAGUGAUUAUACACCGAGAUCUUGAGCCUUCAAAUAUAUUGCGGGAUGAUUCUGGGCAUCUGAAAGUUGCAGACUUUGGGGUUAGCAAGUUGCUUAAAGUUGCAAAAACAGUCAAAGAAGACAAACCUGUGGCUAGCGAGGAUACUUCAUGGCGCUAUGUUGCUCCGGAGGUCUAUAAAAAUGAGGAGUAUGAUACGAAAGUGGAUGUUUUUUCGUUUGCUCUAAUAUUACAUGAGAUGAUUGAGGGCUGUCCACCAUUUCCUACAAUGCCAGAAAAAGAAGUUCCUAAAGCAUAUGUGGGAAACGAGCGUCCACAUUUUAAGGCUUCACCUAUGGCGUAUGCGCAUGGACUAAAAGAGUUAAUUGAGGAAUGUUGGGAUAAAGAACCUCACAGGAGACCCACGUUUGGACAAAUAAUUGAGAGAUUGGAAAACAUCAGCAACCAUCUUGCACAGGAAAAGCGCUGGGAGGAUUGUACCUGUAGUUGCUUCCAGAAUCUGAGGACCUUGUUUCAGCGAAAUCGGACAAAUCCAGGUAGCCGAUCAUCUCGAUCAAGAACCAGAUGAGCAAGAAACUGCAGUUGAAAGCAAGCAGAGUUGAGUUCUUGAGCGCGCGCAUACAUAGAUUUUGGAAUAACACAAAUCCCUUCAUGGUAUAAACCAUGUGUGGUGUGUUGAUCUUCAAUUGAUAGUUGUGGUCUUCAUGGGAAGCCAACUUAUCCUUCAGAUAAAAUUGUUAAUAGGUGAGUUUUGACGCGGUAGAUGAAUGUGUAUGAAAUAUGUGCAUGUAUGAGGGUGUUACAUAAUAAGUUUAACGAGGCACAUGGCCAAAGGCUUUUUUUUUUUUUUUUUUAAUCAAUGGUUUAUAAGAAAUGCCUUCGUUGAGUGGAUUUCUUUC